CCUGGGCGGAAGUGCGCGGGUAUCCAUGUUGAGCGGCUGGGCGGAAACCGAGGCCUGCUGCCUUCCCGCCUCGCUAAGAUGGAGGAGACGAGCCGCCGGAGGUGUUAAGCGCCCCACCCCCCGUGACUAGCCGGGAGUUACUGGGCUUCGUAGAACGGCCUUAGGGCUUGUAUUGAAGACAGACAGCUACUUCACUGCCAAAAUGUCAUCUUCUACCUCUACACAAUGUCUACCACCAGAGAGUGCCUGCAGAACACCACCUCAACAAGUCAAACGGCUACGACCGAAACCGCCACUCCUGAAGAUUCUGCGAGCUGCAGGUGCUCAAGGUGAAAUUUUCACACUAAAGGAGCUUGUACAUUACCUUGGAGAGUAUAUCUCAAAGAAGCAGCUAUAUGACAAAAAACAGCAGCACAUCGUGUAUUGUGGAGGAGACCAGCUGGGGGAUCUUCUAGGUUGUGAAAGCUUCUCUGUGAAUGACCCAAGACCAUUUUAUGACAUGCUGAAACGGAAUGUGACUUCUGUUACUGUUACUCUUACAGAUGCUGCACAGAGACUUGCUCUCGCAAAGGAUCAAAGCAUGAAUAAUCCAAGUCAAGACCAACUGAAGCAGAGUAGCACAGACAUAAGCUGCACUUCUGGGCGAAAAGAGAACGAAGUUGACACACCUGCCUUGACUGUCUCAAAUACGUGCAAGGAGGAUGAAGAUAACCUUUUAAAAGAACAACCCACACUGGAUCUGGUGCUUGAAGAGUGGGAUGUGGCUGGUCUUCCAUGGUGGUUUUUAGGGAAUCUGAGAAACUACAAGUCUAGAAGUAACGGCUCAACCGAUAUACAUACGAAUCAGGAUGUAGACACCACCAUUGUUUCAGAUACCACUGAUGACUUGUGGUUCCCCAAUGAAGCUGCUUCGGAUCAGUUUGGUGUUACAAUCCCAGCUAAAACAAUUGACCGUGACCAUGCCAGUGAAGAUGGAAAAGAUGGGAGCAAAACUGUGAGUGAAGCUGAAUCAUCUGAUGACUUUGAAGAUACACAGUCCUUAAACGAUGACACAGACAUAGAUCCUCCCUCCAAGGACUAUUGGCAGUGCACAAAAUGCAAGAAGUUUAACUCUCCCAUUAAACGAUACUGUUUCCGCUGCUGGGCCUUACGGAAAGACUGGUUCUCUGACUGCCCCAUGUUAGCACAUUCUCUUUCCUUAUCCAACAUUGCCACAAUGCAAAGCAAAGAGGACACAGAAGGGAUAGAUGUCCCAGACUGCCGAAGGACAGUAUCUGCUCCACUUAUGCAGUCCAAAGACCCAUGCAGAUCAGAAAUCAAACCCAACCCACGUCCUGGAAGCUCUGUGGAUUCUCUGGAUCUUGCAGGCAAAGAGCCUUUGUUGCAGUUUGGUAAGCACAAAGAAAAGUGGUCCCUUGAGAGUAGCAAGGAAUUGCUGAAACCUUGCAUUAUGUGUCAGAAGAGGCCACGGAAUGGGAAUAUUGUCCAUGGAAGGACAGCUCAUCUGGUCGCCUGUUUCACUUGCGCAAAAAUGUUAAAAAAAGGCCGGUCACCUUGCCCAGUGUGUAAGAGACAGAUUCAGAUGGUGAUAAGGACCUUUAUAGCAUAGCAAUGUCGCUUUUCAGGUGCUGCGGAGCAAGGAUCAUCAUUCAGUGGACUAUAACUAAAGGAUAAAGAUUUAUAUUUAGAAGUAUGUUUAUAUAUAUUUUUUUAUCAGAGAGGGGAACGUGAACCUGUGAGCCAAAUUUCUUGGCCAUUUAUACAGCCUGGAAAUUAACAUGCUUGCUUUUAUCAGAUUGACUGGCAAAGGGUUCUUUGUUAAAACUAUGUCAGCUGACUAUGUAAAAGCCGUAAGAUGAGCAAUUCUUUGUGCACAAUGGUGCUAGUUCUGAAGUGCAGGAAUCUUAUUGUGUAUUGCAGUGUUUCUCAACCAGUGUGCCUCCAGAUGUUUUGGGACUACAACUCCCAUCAUCCCUAGCUAGCAAGACCAGUGGUCAGGAAUGAUGGGAGUUGUAGUCCCAAAACAUCUGGAGGCACACUGGUUGAGAAACACUGGUGUAUUGAGCUGUGUUUUUCUCUUACUGUACCAUUUAACCCACGAGCAGAGAUACCUGCUCUCUGCAUAACUUUCAUUGUGGUAUUGAAAAUAUUCACAAAGGUAGUGUGAAUGCUUGAUAGAAAAUAUACCUGUGCAAUUCUCACCCCUCAUAAUUAGGGAAUAAAGCACCUUCAAUUUGAGUUUAUGUGCAUGGGGCUAUUCUUAAUGAUGGCCCCUCUUCUGUGAAAUGUUAAUGCGGUGGUGCUCCAUGUCCCUCUCUGGGUGUUGGCUCUUCACAAUAUGAUAAUGUAGCUAACCCUUCACCAACCGAGUGCCUUCCAGAUCUUGGGUUGAUGAGUGUUGCAAUUGAAAACAUCUGGAAGGCACCAGCUUGAUGAAGGCUGGCUUACACCCUCUUUCAGUUUUCUAAGUUAUUUGUAGCUUUAAGAAUAGUCUACAAUUUAUGUAGCAUCUGAAAGAACCCUUGAUUUUUGGAUAGUUAUUCAAAAGUGACAGGGUAGAGCAGGCACCCCCAAACUUCGGCCCUCCAGAUGUUUUGGACUACAAUUCCCAUCUUCCCCGACCACUGGUCCUGUUAGCUAGGGAUCAUGGGAGUUGUAGGCCACAAAACAUUGGGAGGGCCGCAGUUUGGGUAUGCCUGGGCUAGAGCCUUUGAGAAGCCAAAACAUAUUUAAUAAGGGCAAAUAUAGUUGCCCAUCAUAAAAUAUAAUUUAAAAACUGUUUUAUUUAGCCGUGAUGGACAUUCUUUUUGAACCCGUGAAUUAUUAGAUGAAAAGAUAAAUGCCCUGUCUAUAUUCAUCAAUGCAGCAUAACCCCACUAGUCAUUUUGCCAAAGAUCUUGCCAUUGUAGAUAUCUGGAGUAAUGGUGCACCGUAGGAGGGAGAGAAUCGGGUUCUCUUUUUAAAAAAAGUAUUUUUAUUAAAGGUUUCUUGAUUUACAAAAGUAUGUGCAAUCUCUCUCUCUCUCUUCCAUUUAUCAUUUUUACAAAUCAGUUUCAUUUGUUGAGACAUUGGGAAAAAGAGGGGAAGAGAGGUAAAUGGGGGGGGAGGUUGGGGGAUUUUUUUUAAAAAAAGAUGGCAUUGCUCUUACUUCUUCUUCGUUAUUGCUAACUCUUGUCCCACUUUUGAUGUAAGGGUAUGGGGUACCUUUUCAGGAAGAAUCAGGGCUGGGCAGAAGCAGACCUUAUAACAAUAGGACCUCUAGAUGUUUGUGGACUUAAACUCCUAUCAUCCUGGUCCUUGACCAUUCUGGCUGGGACUGAUAGGUGUUGGCAACCAACAUCUGUUAAGCUGCAGAUUCCCCAUCUCUGAAGUUUAAAGGCAAAUAGCUCUGUGAACCCUAAAGAUAGGCCUACUCAAAUAGUCCUGAAUAUGAAACCAAUAUUCUUCAACUCUUUCGGCACCUUUUGUUCCUUCUAAGGGUUCAUGUUGGCGAGUCUUACAAUGAGGCAUCUUGCACUUUAAAGCCUAUAAUAUACAUCUUGUCAUCUAUUUACUCCAUUCUUUUGGGAUCGCUACAGGAUUGUUCCCAUAAGUUUUCUUUGUCAUAUUGAAACUGGCAUAUAUAGUGAAUGUUAUUGCUUUAGAAUUUCAAAUGCAACUUUAUGGUACUGGUUGGGUAAUCCACCUGACAUUGACCUCCCUCAGGCAUGUUGUCUGCUAGAAACGCUUCCUGGUCUCUUCUAAGCCCCUUUUGACCAAGAUAUCCCCUGAGGGCAUGCAGUUUAACUGGCCAUGGAACCGCUGUAACUUUUUCAUCUUCUGUGGCCAUUAACAAUUUCUGUUUGGGCAGCAUAGGUUGACCAACUUAGUUUAUUGGGGUGGGGUGGCUUUUUGCGCGAGUUUAGCAAGCAUUUUUAUGGACGAUUCUUAAUUUUUCUGCUAUUUCAGUGUUUACUCCAUUCUUUUGGGAUCGCUACAGGAUUGUAUUUUAAUAUUUUGUUGGAAGCCGCCCAGAGUGGCUGGGGAAACCCAACCAGAUGGGCGGGGUAUAAAUAAUAAAUUAUUAUAAUAUUAUUAUUACCUGCCAGCAAGCUGCCUAUGGUUGAUAAUAUUUCCCAAAUGGGGGAGCUUGAAAUAAGAAGAAAGCAGAAACCUAUUUUCCUUAAAAGGCCCCUGGCAGUGGGGGUCUGAAGUACCACUGCUGAGUUUUUGUCUAUUACAGAGAUGCUGUUUAUAAAUAUUGUGUGGGGGUGGGUGAAGGGAGGGGCUUAUUUCUCCUUCAGUGGAGGAAGGAGUGUGGGUUGUCACCACCCACUGAAGUCAGACUUCCGAGAGGGCACACCUGGUGGAUAGGGCCAGCCCCCUGACUGGUUCAACUUCCUGUCAGCUCCACUGUAGGUUGCUCUUGCCAGCAGCUUUAGGCACGGCUAAAGAGAAAAGGCGGGAAUGCCAUUUUGGAAGGGAUUUUCCUUGGCUAUUCUUUUGUUUGUUUUUCCUGUCUCCUCUUUCUGCUCUUGCUCUGCUAUUCCUGCUCUCUCCUGGCUCCCCAGAUUCACCCCUAGUGUCAAGAAGGGUUGAAACACAGCUAAUGGGGAGGAGGAGAUCUGUUCUCUACCAACUCAUCAAAUGAGUAAUUGGGAAGCCAGGCCACCUGUGCAGGGGUACCAGGGAUCUCCCUGAUCACACCUGUUUUUCCAAGUUUUUCUUCAUGAUAAUCAAAACCAUUAUUAAAAUUGUAUGCAUAUAUACCUAUGAAACCUUUUAAAACCAAAACAGUUUAGAAUUACUUGUUUCAAGAAACUUCUAAAUACCAAGAUCCGAAUGAUGUACUCCUUAAUUUGGGGCUACCACUGAAAAUAAUAGCCUCAGAGUUCUCAACCUUCCCCUUGUGUUAUGAUGUUUCUUCAGGAAUUUCCACAUCCUUGCUCAUGAUUGAGAUAAUGUAAAAUUUAUGUAUAUUAAGGUAAAACAUUUAUUAAUGUGGGGUGAAGGAUUGAGAUAACUCAAGUGUGUUUGGUAGCAGCAAAAUGUUGAGCAUAACAUCACGAUCUGUUUUAAAUCCCGGGCUGGUCCGUCUCCCACCUUCUCUCCCUCUCAUCCCCUCCUCUCCUGGCUGAGGAGGGAUGUGGUACAGAAUGGAAGUGGUUGUCUUUUUUGGGGGGGUGGGCGGGUGUUUCUGCAGGCUUAAUCAGGCCUCUGCUUUGUACUUUUCUGUCAUUGUUUCAAAUUAAAAAUUGCUAGUGUGUGAAAUGCAAUUCUACCCUAUUGUUUGAUCAGACAUGUGAUGCUUUGUUCAAAUGUUAAUAUUUAUCUCUGAUGCAAAGUUGACUUGCAGAGCAGCAAUGAGGUUAAAUUUCAAGAUAAAACGAUUAGCAUGCUGCAGCACCUUUUCUUCCAGCCAGAUCUGCAAAUGCUCACUGCAGAAUGCGCCUAAAAUAGCAAUCUCAGCAAACACUGUUACCCCUGAAAUACUGUUAUCUGUACUAGAAGGCCUGUGACUUUUUAGCUUCUGGAAUUUAGUUGUUCCAAAUGCAUCUCAUCUUUAAACAAUGCUGAACUUCAUUAUUGCACUGACUGAAAUUACAGUUUGAAAUUAAAUAAAUGGACCUUUUGCUAUCCUGGCUAA
Zootoca vivipara (common lizard) is the source of this 5626-nucleotide messenger RNA. RefSeq names its product MDM4 regulator of p53 (gene MDM4). Gene Ontology annotation, cellular component: nucleus. Gene Ontology annotation, biological process: regulation of gene expression; negative regulation of apoptotic process; protein ubiquitination. The record is from RefSeq and is a predicted model, not a curated record. Gene Ontology annotation, molecular function: p53 binding; ubiquitin protein ligase activity. Lineage: Eukaryota; Metazoa; Chordata; Lepidosauria; Squamata; Lacertidae.